GGGAUUGGACCUGGUGUGGGGAAUGGACCCCGAGCUGGGACUGGAGGGACUGGGAUUGGACCUGUGGUGGGGAAUGGACCCCGAGCUGGGACUGGAGGGACUGGGAUUGGACCUGGGGUGGGGAAUGGACCCCGAGCUGGUACUGGAGGGACUGGGAUUGGACCUGGGGUGGGGAAUGGACCCCGAGCUGGGAUUGGAGUCAAAGGUUCAGGGCCUGUAUCAGGCCCGGCAUCCGGGACCAGGCAGGGCUCGGUGCGUCCCAUCGGGGCCGAGGGGCUGGUCGCCCUGCUGGAGGGGGGUCUGGACAGCGUGUUGUUGAUUGACAGCCGGCCCUUCGUAGAAUUUAACUCCUCCCACAUCCUGGAGGCGGUCAAUGUGAACUGUUCAAAACUGAUGAAGAGACGGCUGCAACAGGACAAGGUUCAGAUCAACGAACUGCUGCAACACUCUGCUAAGAAGAAGUUGGAGCGAGUGGGCGGUCAGGAAGUGGUGGUGUAUGACCAGAGUUCAUCUGACCCCUUGACUCUUCCCUCGGAGGCCUUCCUUACCGUCCUAUUGGACAAGCUGGAGAGGAGCUUCCCUUCCGUACACCUGCUCUCAGGUGGUUUCUCAUCGUUUUCCCAGCUGUUUCCAGGUCUAUGUGAAGGUAAGGUUCUUCUGGCCACGUCCUGCCUGGUCCCCACCUGCCUCUCUCAGCCCUGCCUGCCCCUCAACACCUCUGGGCCAACACGCAUCCUGCCUCACCUCUACCUGGGCUGUCAGAGAGACGUACUCAACAAGGAAGUGAUGCAGCAGAAUGAGAUAACGUACGUCCUGAAUGCCAGUAACACAUGUCCCAAACCAGACUACAUCCCCGAGUCUCACUUCCUGCGAGUUCCUGUCAACGACAGCUUCUGCGAGAAGAUCCUCCCCUGGUUGGACAGAUCUGUAGAGUUCAUAGAGAAGGCCAAAGCCUCCAACGCCUGUGUGCUGGUCCACUGUCUGGCUGGCAUCUCCCGCUCGGCAACCAUCGCUAUCGCUUACAUCAUGACGAGGAUGGACAUGUCACUAGACGAAGCUUACAGGUUCGUGAAGGAGAAGAGACCCACCAUCUCUCCUAACUUCAACUUCCUGGGUCAGCUGCUGGACUUUGAGAAGAAGAUCACGACUCCUGGAAGGAUCCCCCCUAACCCUACCUCCAGCCUCCCAGACCCUGCCUUGGCCAUGCUGGAGCCCCUGACCCUGCCGUGUGUCCUGGCCCCCUGGCCUCCAGAGGAGAGGCUCCUGGCCCAGGCUCUCCAGGGGCUCCAAGGCCUUCAGCUGGACCAGGGGACGGAGGACAGCGCUGCCCGGCUGAAAAGGUCUUUCUCUCUGGACAUCAAGUCGUACAGGGAGCCAGGAGGCUGCAGCAGGAGCUUCAAGGAGCCUGCAGGGAAACCGUAUCAGUUCUCUCCUGUGAAGGAGAUGUCAGAGCAGUCUACACCUGAGCCGAGCCCUGACAAGGAGCAGGACGACGGUCCCGCAGACCCUGCUGCUACGUCUGCAGCUCCCACUGCUGCUCCUGUCGUCUCCACCACAACCAGCACCACUACCACCUCCAACCAGCCCAGCAUGAAGCAGCCCAGCCAGGCUAAGCCUCCUCCACCUCCCCUCUCCUGUUCCCAGCAGCUCCACCGUAGUGGCAGUAUGGAGGAGAGCUCUAACAACACCCCUCACACCACCGGCUUCCUGUUUGGCCUAUCGCGUUCCCAGCAGCACCUGUCCAAGCCCGCCCCUAAACUAGGCUCCGCCCUGAAGGGCUGGCACUCUGACAUCCUAUUGGGUCCCGUCACCGUGUCGUCGGGGGGAUGGUACCUCUCCGAGUCACACCACUUCUACUCCACCUCCGCCAUCUUGGGAGGCGGGGCUAACAUUCUGGGGGGUGGCAGCGUGGCGGCAUACAGCGUGAGUCAGGGGUUGGAGGAGGUGCGGCGGCGCGGGCGACAGAGGAGCGGCGACCACGGGGACUCACGGAGGAGCUGGCACGAGGAGAGCACCUUGGAGAAGCAGCUGAAGAGACGGAGCUGUCAGAUGGAACUCGGAGACAGGAUGAGAGGAGGAGGCGAGACUAGGAGGGAGGAGAUGGGGAGUCACAGCAGCUUCUCAGGAAGCAUGGAGGUCAUAGAGGUGUCCUGAGAGGGACAUUCAAUAUGGCCUCCAGGCCACCCCUUACGGAAUCAUUGAUUUGAAUGGAGACGUCCGUUCUAGGGAGUAUAACCUCCUCAGAUCAGACCCAUGUUGAGGGGAAAGACUUGUUAUGGACCCAUCUUAUUGUCCCACUAGGGACUUGAACCUUGAACUGAUCUAAGCGGCUCUAUGUGUACUUGUGUCGCGACAGUUGGCAUUAAUGUAGUUGAACUUUGACCUGGAAGCAGAAAGCAACUGUGUGACGAUGAUGAAUGUGAUGAAGAGGUGAACUCUGAGAGGACUGUCUUUGGUUUGGAUGAGUGUUCAUCGUUUUCAUUUAUUUCUGAAUGUUGAUGAUCGUCGUCAAGGAGCAGUAGAUGUCUGUCUGACGUUGGAUUCAUGGAGCUUUAAUGAACCUUUAUAAAGUCUUUAUGAAGCCUUAUGAAGUCUUUAUGAAGCCUUAUGAAGUCUUUAUGAAGUCUUUAUGAAGCCUUAUGAAGUCUUUAUGAAGUCUUUAUGAAGCCUUAUGAAGUCUUUAUGAAGUCUUUAUGAAGCCUUAUGAAGUCUUUAUGAAGCCUUAUGAAGUCUUUAUGAAGCCUUAUGAAGUCUUUAUGAAGCCUUAAGAAGUCUUUAUGAAGCCUUAUGAAGUCUUUAUGAAGCAUUAAGAAGUCUUUAUGAAGCCUAAUGAAGUCUUUAUGAAGCCUUAUGAAGUCUUUAUGAAGCCUUAUGAAGUCUUUAUGAAGCCUUAUGAAGAACGGGAUCAGAGAUCCUUGAUAGCCCUGUGUCAAAUCAUCCAAUACCUCACACAUCCAAAUUAGAGGCUUUUCCUGUUCCUCUGUCUUCUUCUGAUUGACAAUUCAAAUCUCAGGUCUUAUUUGAGCAGCAAGAAAAGAUGCUGGAACAACUGAACAGUUCCCGAACAGCUCCCGAACAGUUCCCGAACAGCUCCCGAACAGUUCCCGAACAGUUCCCGAACAGCUCCCGAACAGUUCCCAAACAGCUCCCGAACAGCUACCGAACAGCUCCCGAACAGUUCCCGAACAGCUCCCGAACAGUUCCCGAACAGCUCCCGAACAGCUCCCGAACAGUUCCCGAACAGCUCCCGAACAGUUCCCGAACAGUUCCCGAACAGCUCCCGAACAGUUCCCGAACAACUCCCGAACAGCUCCAGAACAGUUCCCGAACAGUUCCCGAACAGCUCCCGAACAGUUCCCGAACAGUUCCCGAACAGCUCCCGAACAGUUCCCGAACAGCUCCCGAACAGCUCCCGAACAGCUCCCGAACAGCUCCCGAACAGCUCCCGAACAGUUCCCGAACAGCUCCCGAACAGUUCCCGAACUGCUCCCGAACAGCUCCCGAACAGUUCCCGAACAGCUCCCGAACAGCUCCCGAACAGCUCAGUUGGUAGAGCAUGGCGCUUGUACCCUAGGGUUGUAGGUUCGAUUCCCGGGGCCGCCCAGAAGUAAAAUGUACGCACGCAUGACUGUAAGUCACUUUGGAUUAAAGCGCUAAAUAUGAUAUAUUAUUAACGGUGUGGUUGUGGGUUUUGUCUGAUACCUGUGGUAAAGGAAUGAUGUAAUGACUGAUACCUGUGGUAAAGGAAUGAUGUAAUGACUGAUACCUGUGGUAAAGGAAUGAUGUAAUGACUGAUACCUGUGGUAAAGGAAUGAUGUAAUGACUGAUACCUGUGGUAAAGGAAUGAUGUAAUGACUGAUACCUGUGGUAAAUGGAAUGAUGUAAUGACUGAUACCUGUGGUAAAGGAAUGAUGUAAUGACUGAUACCUGUGGUAAAGGAAUGAUGUAAUGACUGAUACCUGUGGUAAAGGAAUGAUGUAAUGACUGAUACCUGUGGUAAAGGAAUGAUGUAAUGACUGAUACCUGUGGUAAAGGAAUGAUGUAAUGACUGAUACCUGUGGUAAAGGAAUGAUGUAAUGACUGAUACCUGUGGUAAAGGAAUGAUGUAAUGACUGAUACCUGUGGUAAAGGAAUGAUGUAAUGACUGAUACCUGUGGUAAAGGAAUGAUGUAAUGACUGAUACCUGUGGUAAAGGAAUGAUGUAAUGACUGAUACCUGUGGUAAAGGAAUGAUGUAAUGACUGAUACCUGUGGUAAAGGAAUGAUGUAAUGACUGAUACCUGUGGUAAAGGAAUGAUGUAAUGACUGAUACCUGUGGUAAAGGAAUGAUGUAAUGACUGAUACCUGUGGUAAAGGAAUGAUGUAAUGACUGAUACCUGUGGUAAAGGAAUGAUGUAAUGACUGAUACCUGUGGUAAAGGCUUUGAAUAAGUUCUGACCUGAGGUCAGUGGUCCUGACCCAGACCUGAACCCUGACCUGAGGUCAGUGGUCCCAUCCCUGACCUGAGAACAGUGGUCCUGACCUGAGACCAGUGGCCCUGACCCAGACCUGAACCCUUACCUGAGACCAGUGGUCCUGACCCAGACCUGAGACCAGUGGUCCUGACCCAGACCUGAGACCAGUGGUCCUGACCCAGACCUGAACCCUUACCUGAGACCAGUGGUCCUGACCCAGAUCUGAACCCUGACCUGAGAACAGUGGUCCUGACCUGAGACCAGUGGUCCUGACCCUGACAUGAACCCUGACCUGAGAACAGUGGUCCUGACCUGAGACCAGUGGUCCUGACCCUGACAUGAACCCUGACCUGAGACCAGUGGUCCUGACCCAGACCUGAGACCAGUGGUCCUAACCCAGACCUGAGACCAGUGGUCCUAACCCAGACCUGAGACCAGUGGUCCUAACCCAGACCUGAGACCAGUGGUCCUGACCCAGACCUGAGACCAGUGGUCCUGA
Oncorhynchus gorbuscha (pink salmon) is the source of this 4952-nucleotide messenger RNA. Its product is annotated as dual specificity protein phosphatase 16-like. Gene Ontology annotation, cellular component: cytoplasm; nucleus. The record is from RefSeq and is a predicted model, not a curated record. Gene Ontology annotation, biological process: negative regulation of MAPK cascade; protein dephosphorylation. The annotation marks the transcript as partial. Lineage: Eukaryota; Metazoa; Chordata; Actinopteri; Salmoniformes; Salmonidae. Gene Ontology annotation, molecular function: protein tyrosine/threonine phosphatase activity; MAP kinase tyrosine/serine/threonine phosphatase activity. The transcript is spliced from 7 exons.